Messenger RNA from Pseudophryne corroboree (corroboree frog), 5718 nucleotides. RefSeq names its product inositol monophosphatase 1 (gene IMPA1). The transcript is spliced from 9 exons. The coding region runs from base 215 to 1054 and encodes 279 amino acids. The record is from RefSeq and is a predicted model, not a curated record. Gene Ontology annotation, biological process: inositol metabolic process; signal transduction; phosphatidylinositol phosphate biosynthetic process. Lineage: Eukaryota; Metazoa; Chordata; Amphibia; Anura; Myobatrachidae. Gene Ontology annotation, molecular function: inositol monophosphate 1-phosphatase activity.
ACCAUUAUCCGAGGCAACAGUCCCAGGCACGUCACACGCAGCAGCCCACCUCCAGCCGCCCGCUAUAGGUGUGAUACUGUGCGGGGAGGAGCGGGUGGCCGGUGACAGUGCGCGCCGUGCACCAGGAAGCAGCUGCCGCCGGUGACAGUGUCACAGACAGGAGCUGAGCUCGCCCGGGUACUGUGCAGUUGAGGCCCCGCAUUGCACGGUAAAAAUGGCCGAUCCGUGGCAAGAAUGUCUGGAUUUCGCUGUUCAGCUUGCAAGAAAAGCUGGCGCAGUGGUGUGCGCUGCAAUGAAGGAGGAAAUUUCGGUGAUGGAGAAGAGCUCUCCGGCAGACCUGGUGACGGUUACAGACCAGAAAGUAGAAGAAAUUAUAAUCUCAUCAGUCAGAGAGAAAUACCCCUCUCACAGCUUCAUCGGGGAAGAAUCUGUGGCAGCGGGUCAGGCAUGUACUCUGACCGAUAACCCAACCUGGAUCAUUGACCCCAUCGAUGGCACCACUAACUUUGUGCACAGGUUUCCGUUUGUGGCAAUAUCCAUCGGCUUUGCAGUGAAUAAACAGGUUGAAUUUGGAGUGGUGUACAGUUGUGUAGAAGACAAGAUGUACACUGGCAGAAGGGGAAAAGGGGCGUAUUGUAAUGGCCAGAAAUUACAGGUCUCUGGGCAGAAGGAUAUAACAAAAUCCAUGAUUAUUACAGAAUUGGGAUCAAAUCGUAACCCAGACGUUAUUGCUACUGUUCUGUCUAACAUGGAGAGACUAUUGUGUAUUCCAAUCCAUGGGAUCCGGGCAGUGGGCACGGCAGCUGUGAACAUGUGUCUAGUGGCUACAGGAGGCGCUGAUGCUUAUUAUGAGAUGGGCAUCCAUUGCUGGGACAUGGCUGCAGCGUCUGUCAUCAUUACAGAGGCCGGAGGGGUUAUUUUGGAUGCAAAAGGGGGGCCCUUUGACCUGAUGUCCUGUAGAGUGAUUGCAGCAAGCAGCAAGGAAAUUGGAGAGAGAAUCUCCAAAGAACUCCAUCUUAUACCGUUAGUGCGGGAUGAUGGCCGGAAGCAGUGACCACAUUCCUCGGUUUUAGCAUACAACUGUAUGCCAAUUCCAACUGUAUGCCAGUGGCUGGAAAAUCUUACACACCAUUAGCCCCACCCCAUCCCCCAGUACUACUUCUUUGAUGUCCUGUGUAGACAGGAAGAGGAGUCGAGGCCGACAUAGGGCCCUAUUGCAGUGUGAAAUUGGAACAAAUGUCUUCAUGUACUUCUAAGUUGCAGAGGAUAAGGAUCUCCGAGGAGGUGCCCCACCGGUAAGAGAAGAAGUAACCAAGGAGAUGGGGCUUUAGUUUGAGGAAUGAUUUUGAGCAAACAGUUUUUUUUUACCUUUGUUUACAUCCAUGCAUGGAUGUUUAACCCAAUAUUGGCUGGUUAUACGUUUCAUUUUAGUGAUGUGAUCUUUUUCAGCAAUUUUGCUAAAACUGAAAAUAUUAUUUUAGUUUUUAAUCGAAAAGCAAAACGUGCACCAACAUUUGACAUCUGUAAACUUUAAUUGAGUUUGCCUGUUAGUAGGAAAAAAAACAUUUGUCGAAAUACAGAGCCUUACUGACACUACUAGACUACACAAAACAUACCCCACCCCAGUCUCAGCAGGGUUCUUAUCACUGCCCACUAGAUGUCAUUACGUUUGUUUUAGGAAUGAUAAAAAAUAACAAUGGCCAUGUAAUGUCAGUCAACUUUUAUAUAUACUGGUGACAACGCUAUUUAAAAUAUCCAACGUCUAUCUUGUUUCAAGGAAUAAACAUUUUGAUAAACUUUGUCAUGAAUUGUAACUGAAAAGUGACCGUUAUCCAGGACUAUGGCUGCGUAUUUAACACCUAGUAAAACAAACUUCCAUAAUGUAAUUCAUUUGUCACAUCUGUUUCUAUUUCUAAAGUUUUAAGCACAGUUUACAGAGGUUUCAUACUGCGGUUUCAUUCUUGUAACCUGUGCUGAAGUCCUCAUCCACAAUAUUGUGGCAACAGAAUAAGUGAAGCAGUGCAUGGCCACAUCAUACAUAACAUUUUUCCACCAUAAAUUUUUUGCGCUAGCUGUUAGUAUGUACAGGCAGAAUCGGUAUCAUAAGACCAAGGCCGGAUUCCCGACAGGCGGGAUCCUGAUGGCGAGCACAGCUUGUCCCUUUGCGGGAUCGCUGCACUUUCCACACUUUGGGCCCGGUGGCGAGCUACACUCACCACACUUAUUUAUUAUCCCUUGUGGGGGUGGCGUGGACCACCCCCCAGUCGGGAUUCCAACCGCCAGGAUUUGCUUGGCUGUCGGGAUUCCAGCAUCGGUAUCCUGACCGCCGGGAAAGUAACUGCUUCCCGUACAGUAGAAUGAGCUGCAUGGAAAGUGGCGACACAGCUAAUAGAAAAUGAAAAUAAUAAAAAGGUUCAGGUUAAAAUUAGAGAAAUUCUUCGUUAUUCCACAAGCUAUGCAGAUAAAAUAUUUGGUGGAUAACUUGCGCGUUUUGCCAGCAGAAUUUCUGUGUUACCCAGUUAUAUGCUGACCACACCACCCAGUAUAAUGAAUUGACAGGCAUCACUCUAGCUGUUUUCAUUCAACGAAAAGCAAAUGUUCAAAUACAGCUCAGAAUGGAAAUGCAAAAGAAGAACUCGGAGCAUAAUGGCAGAGCUUUGGCGUGCCACUAAACUUUACACACGCAAGAAAGUAGUCCGCUUCAGUUCAAUGGUGACAUUGCAGAUAAGCCAUUCCUGUGCAGAAGAGGCGGGGCCCAAGACAGGCAGUGUAACAUGUGUUAAGGGCCAUACACACUAGACGACUUUUUUGAAAGGAUUGAAUGAUAUAGACGAUUUUGAACGAUAUAUCGUUCAAGUCGUCUAGUGUGUAUGGUCCCCCCGACGGCCGAUGUGCGCACCCGUGCUCGUUAAGAGCAGGUCGCGGAUCGGCCGUGCAUGCAGCUCAAUAUGACAGUGUCACUUGUGACAUCGCUCAUCACGGCAUGUGUGUACAGGCCAGUACCCACUUAGUGUUCAGAUGAUGACACAGGUCAUCGAUUUUGGAGGCAAUGAUUUACACAGUGGUAAUGAAAGUAAGGACAUUAUAUGUUAGUAUACUGUAUAAUGGUUGGCAAACGAAUUCAGACCAAUCCACGCUGGGGAGCAGUUGGGAUAUUUAUUACUUUAGCUCUUAACAGUUCUUUAGAUUUCUUUCAUUCUUUUUUUUUUUUUUUGGGGGGGGGGGAUUAACGAGGGUGCACCACAGAAUAAGUAUCUUUAUAUAAAUAUUAAUCUUAAUUCUUUUUUUUUCAUUUACAUAUAACUACCUAUAUUCCAUUUACAAAAUAUUUGUUUGAUUCAUUAAUCCCCUAUAUAAAUUACAAUGUGAGAAGCUAAAUAUGUUCUGCUGCUGUCACAUAUAGAGGGGCUUUAAGAUAGAAAGUUGUUGAUGGAAUAAUAAAAAAACAGGUGUGGCUUUCUAAUGGGUUUUGUGUAUGUAGUAAUAGUGUGCCCAUUUAGUAGUAAUUGUCUGGUGAUUACCAGACAAUAUCACGCUACACUACAUAAGUAUUACAAGAGUCAAGGGAUUGGUUGGGCACAUUGCAAGUGUUCAUAAAUUCCUAUACGCUUAUGUCAGCCUACAUUUCCACACUAGGACCUACACCCAGUGUCUUCAGCUUGGCCAUAUAAUCCAAAAAAAGGUGGCCAACUACCAGCACAUUACCAAUAACUCAGCUCAAGGUUCAGAUGGUGACCAACUGCCAGCCCAUUACCAAUAACGCCAUGCUUAAAUAGGGCCACCUGCCUGCCCAUCAACAACAACUCAAGGUAUCCAAACUUCCCUCCCAAUGACACAAAGAUGCCCACAAGGACUGGUGGUGUCACUCACCCCAGUAGGGUAGAAUCAGUCUGAACCCGUGUGUUGGCGGGGAGAGCACCUCGAGACCUACAGACCCUACAGCAAGGCUGUCACUUUUAUAAUCUUCCUGCAAAACUAUAAAGCCAGCAAGAAAGCGUAUGGGUUGGUGGGAGCUUCCAAACAGACCAGGGAGCUCCCAACCAGGAAAUCACUAUUAUAAACCAGCAACUCGGCCAAUAGUGCAAACUAUCAAAAAGAUAAUAUCUCUAUAUGCAUUUUCAUAUUCAAGUGCAGAUUUUCUUGAAAAAAACCUGUUUGCCGAAUGCUUUGUCUUACUGUUUUGGAAAAUGUAUUGAUGCCAAAGUAUGAAUUGCAAACUAUAUAUUGGUGAUGUUUAAAAAAAAAUUAUUUGCUUUUAGUUGAUAUUUAUGACAUUUGAUAUAUAUGAUAAAUCUGUAAUACCUCUAGCUCUCAUAUUACAUGAUCUUACAUGUGUAUGAACGGGUGUGGAUCAUAGGGUAUCCGUUUGGAUGGUCGACUAUGUUAUGGUCGACAGUCAUUAGGUCGACCACUAUUGGUCGACAUUGACAUGGACACAUGGUCGACACAUGAAAAGGUCGCCAUGAGUUUUUCAAAUUUUUUUUCUUUUGUAGAACUUUUCCAUACUUUAUGUUCCACGUGGACUACGAUUGUGAACGGUAACCUGUGCCGAGCGCAGUGGUAGCGAAGCGAGGCACCUUGCCCGAAGCUGCGAGCCAUGCGAGGGGACACAGUGCACUAAUUAGGGUUCCCCGUCACUUUACGCAGAAAACUACACCAAAAAAGUGAAAAACUCAUGUCGACAUUUCCGUGUGUCGACCACAGCCAAUGUUGACCAAUAGUGGUCGACCUAAUGACUGUCGACCAUAACAUAGUCGACCAUUCAUACCGGAUUUGGAUCAUAGGGUUGACAGUCAUUAGGUCGACAAUGACUAGGUCGACACUUGAAAUAGGUCGACUCUGUCAUUAGGUUGACAAUGACUAGGUCGACACUUGAAAUAGGUCGACUCUGUCAUUAGGUUGACAAUGACUAGGUCGACACCUGAAAUAGGUUGAAGCUGUCACUAGGUCAACAUGGGAAAAGGUCAACAUGAGUUUUUUACUUAAUUUUUUACUUUUUUUUUUGUGUGUUUUCUUGGUAAAGUGAUGGGGAACCCCAAUUAGUGCCUUGCUCCGCUGCGUUCGUCACAGGUUACUAUUCCUAGUCGUAGCCCACGUGGAUCGUACAGUAUCAAAAAGUUCCAAGUUUUUGUUUUGGAAAACUCAUGUCGACCUAGUGACCAUGUCGACCUAAUGCAUGUCGACAAACAGUGGUCGACCUAAGUGCAGUCUACCUAAAGACCGGAUCCCGUUUGAACAUAUCUAUCCCGCUGAAUAUAAUAGAACGUUUGGAUCAUUGCCACCAUGCUCCUUCUUUUCAAAAUGUAACUUUGGUAUGUUUUGUCACCUUUUAUAAUGUCAACAUUUACCAUGUCAACAUGCUCAGAAUGUCAGCAAACAGUGGGUUACAGCAGUGUGGCAAUCACCUCAGCUCCAGCAGUGCAGCGGUGUCUUCCUAGUCCGGCAGUGCCAGGUGAUGCGGUGUUCCGGUACACUGGUCCUAAUCCUUGCCGCACACCCAAAUAUCCACAUUCUGCAGAAUGUUGGCAUUUCACAUGAAGACAUUUCAGAUUCUGACAUUGUUAAAAGUGACGAUAUUCUGCAUAUGUUAUCCUGUUCCAUGUCGAUUAAUACUGUCAACAUUCUGGUGUCGUCAUGGUGACUUCAUUCCCCUUAAACAGCUUCCUUUAAAUUACAUGUUUCAUAUGUGUGUAAAAAUAAAAAAACGUUGUAUUAAAA